This is a messenger RNA of Drosophila persimilis, 4659 nucleotides long. RefSeq names its product probable multidrug resistance-associated protein lethal(2)03659 (gene Cftr). The transcript is spliced from 7 exons. Gene Ontology annotation, molecular function: ATP hydrolysis activity; ATP binding; ABC-type transporter activity. Lineage: Eukaryota; Metazoa; Arthropoda; Insecta; Diptera; Drosophilidae. The record is from RefSeq and is a predicted model, not a curated record. Gene Ontology annotation, biological process: transmembrane transport. Bases 234 to 4475 code for a protein of 1413 amino acids. Gene Ontology annotation, cellular component: membrane.
CCACUGAGGCGGACGUUUGGCGCGGAUUUCUGUUCGUUUUCGUUCGUUGUGUCUGUCGUUCUUUCUUUUGUGGGGGUAAUUCUGCACGUGUUGAAGCCGCGACUGUUUCGAGUACACAAAUCACUCGGUAGUGGAAAAUAAUUAAUGCUGAAGUAGUGUUUUUCUAUUUGUCGCCACCUACAACCCACAGGUGGAACCGCAGACGCUGACCAAACAGAAAGCCAUAUGAUAACAUGGACAGCAGUCCAAAGCCGGAACGUAAAAAUCCGCGUCAGGGUGCAAAUAUCUUCUCGCAGUUGAUAUUUGCAUGGGCGUUGCCAUUGCUCUACCGGGGAUCGCGUCGCGGACUAAACACAGACGAUCUGACGGAAUGCCUCGAGGAGGAUCACUCUGAGCAGUUAGGCGAUCGUUUGGAGGAUGAAUGGUACAAGGAGGUGGAACGAGCCCAUCGCAAAUCGAACAAGCCUCGGCUAAGGAAUGCCCUAUUUCGUUGCUUUUUAGGACCCACGAUCGUCAAUGGUCUUAUUUGUUUAAUCUAUAUAGUGAUCAAAACCUUGAUACCCGCUGUACUGGCCCAGUUGUUGCUUCAGUUCCAGAAGCUGCCAUCACCCACACCCGUCAAGGAAAUAUCUCUAACAGAGACCCUAAACAGAACAGCCCGCUCUAUUGGUCACUUUGUGCUGUCGCAGGCUGUGGCCGAUGCCAGCGGAGCAGGCAGCGAUGUCGAUUCCCCCAAUGCCCUGGACAAGGGCCUGGAUCCCACCAAGGAAUACGUGCAACUCUCAACCGAAGAGGUGGCUCGGAAUGCCAGCAUCCAGCGGAGUAGCUUCGAGGAGGCCACCGAAUACAUUUGGAACGAUACCUACAGCCUGGGCUGUGUCCUCGUGGGCUCCACUCUGUUUGGCUGCUUCCUGCUGCAUCACGUGGAUCUGCGUCAGCGUUUGAUGGGCGCUCGGAUGCGCAUUGCCUGCUGUUCGCUGAUCUACCGCAAAACCCUGAGGGUGUCGAUGAAGACGGCGGGCCAGACCCCGGCUGGAUAUCUGAUUAACCUGCUCUCGAACGAUGUGAAUCGUUUGGACUAUGGCUUCAUAUUUGUCCACUGGAUCUGGAUAAUGCCCAUGCAGGCGGUGCUCACGUGCUACCUGAUUUGGCUGCGCAUUGGCAUCCCGGCGCUGGUGGGGGUGAUUGGGCUGCUGCUGAAGACCAUACCAGUGCAGACGGCGCUCAGUAAGCUGACGUCCGUGUUGCGGAUGCGGAUCGCCGAGCGCACCGACGCUCGCGUGGGCAUCAUGAACGAGCUGGUGCAGGGCAUACAGGUGAUCAAGAUGUAUGCCUGGGAGCGGCCCUUUCAGGCGGUCGUGGCCGAGGCCCGACGCAGCGAGAUCCAACAGAUCCGCUAUGCAUCCUACCUGCGUGGCUUCUACCUCAGCACCAUGGUGUUCACGGAGCGUUCCACGCUGUACAUCACCCUGGCGGCGGCCGCUCUCAUGGGCCAACCCAUCACCGCGGACUUUGUGUUCUCGGCGGCCAGCUACUACAACAUCCUGCAGCUGGUGGCCGCCAUCUGGUAUCCCCUGGCCAUUAGUUUUGGAGCCGAGGCCUUGGUCUCCCUGCGGCGCAUACAGGACUACCUGCAGCUGGAGGGGCGCGACGAGAAGACCCACGGACUGACGCACAAGCAGAACCAGGAUGGUGGCGACUCGCGUGCCGUCAUCCUCAAGGACAUCAAUGCCAGCUGGGACAUCGAGAAGCCGGUGGCCCAGCGCACCCUCCAGAGCAUCAACCUGCAGAUCGAGAAGGGUCAACUGUGCGCCGUAAUUGGAACCGUCGGAGCCGGCAAGAGCUCUCUGCUCCAGCUCCUGCUCGGAGAGCUCCCGAUCAUCGAUGGCGGGGUCGUGAUUCAAGGAGAUCUGUCGUAUGCCGCCCAGGAGCCCUGGCUCUUCACGGGCACCGUGCGCAAGAACAUUCUGUUUGGAGAGCAGUACGAUCGGAAGCGCUACCAGGAGGUCACCCGAUGCUGUGCCCUCAGCACCGACUUCCAGCAGCUGAGCAACGGCGACAAGACGGUGGUGGGCGAGCGCGGUGCCUCGCUCUCUGGCGGUCAAAGGGCGCGCAUCAGUUUGGCCCGGGCUGUCUACAAGCCCGCCUCCAUUUACCUGUUGGACGAUCCACUGAGUGCCGUAGAUGCCCAUGUGGGGCGGCAUCUGUUCGACGAGGUGAUUGGACCCAGGGGCCGUCUGGCCCAGCUGAAGGCCACCCGCGUUUUGGUCACACAUCAAGUGCACUUUCUGUCCGAGGCCGAUGUGAUUGUGAUUGUGGAUCAAGGACGUAUCCUAAGGAAGGGCACAUAUCAGGAGCUAAUCAACAGCGAACUCGACUUUGCCAAGCUCCUGGAGCGGCCCAAAGAGGAGGAGACGGAGAACAGCAACAGACUGAAUACAUCAUCGCCUACCAUCAGUGGCCAUGACCUGGAGGAUGACGAUGAUGACAUACCCUACAUUGAUGGCGUACGCGAUGGCUAUCAGCCGCUGAGGAAACAGAGCAACUCCACCCACGGCAGCAAAUCGUUGAACAGCAGCGAUCAAACCGAAAUGGAUCCGGAUGAUGAUGAUUUGGCGGAGGCCCAGGCCUCUGGUGGUAUCUCCCCGAAAGUCUGGUACGAGUACUUCCAUGCGGGCAGCACUUGCCUGAGCUUCAGCUUCAUGGUGUUCGUCAUGCUGAUGUCCCAGGUGGUGUGCAGCAGCUCCGACUUCUUUUCGAACAUCUGGACGCAGCAGGAGCACCAGCGAUCGCUGGGGGAACCCACCAGCUUCACCACCUUCGAGUGCAUGUACAUCUAUGGCGGGCUGAUCAUCGCUGUGGUUAUUAUGACCACUUUCCGUGGCUUUCUGUUCUUCAAGACGUGCAUGCACGCCUCCAAGGUGCUGCACGAUCGCAUGUUUGGCUGCAUUUUGCACGCCACAAUGCGGUUCUUUGACACGAAUCCCUCGGGCAGGAUACUGAAUCGUUUCUCCAAGGAUAUGGGGGCCAUUGAUGAGCUGCUGCCUCGGGCCAUGAUGGACUUUAUACAGAUUGCUCUCGUGAUGUUUGGUAUCCUGAUUGUGAUCUCUGUGGUGAACCCCGUGCUGAUGGCUGCCAUGCUUGUGGUGGCCGUCAUCGAUAUGCUCAUCCUGAAGCUGUAUCUGCGACCAUCGCAGGAUCUGAAGCGGCUGGAGGGCAUCUGCCGCAGUCCUGUGUUCUCGCAUCUGAGCUCUUCGCUCUCGGGACUGGCCAUCAUACGCUCCCGACAGCUGCAGGAUGUUGUGGCCAAGGAGUUCGAUCUGCUGCAGGAUGUCCACAGCAGCGUCUGGCAGCUGACGAUGGCUGCAAAUACGGCGCUGGGUCUUUGGCUGGACUGCGUCAGUUGUGUCUUCCUUUCGGUGGUCACAUUCAGCUUCAUCAUCAGCAACGAAUCCACGUACAGCGGCAAUGUGGGCCUGGCCAUUUCCCAGGCCAUGAUACUCACGGGCAUGGUGCAGUAUGGCGUCCGCCAGGUGGCCGAGUCCCUGCAGCAGAUGACCAGCGUGGAGCGCGUGCUGCAGUACACCGAACUCGAGCAGGAGCCGGCGGUCAGUGAGAAGGAGCCACCGGCCCAGUGGCCCACCCAUGGCCAGGUGGAGCUGCGCGACAUGAGCUGUCGCUACGAUCCCAAUGGAUCGCCGGUGCUCAAGAAUCUCAGCCUCACCAUCGAAGCGGGCUGGAAGGUCGGCAUAGUGGGCCGGACAGGUGCUGGCAAAUCGUCGCUGAUUGGAGCCCUCUUCCGAUUGGCGCACAUCGAGGGCGGCAUCUAUAUCGAUGGCAUUGAGACGGGCACCAUUUCGCUGGAGAUCCUGCGCACUCGCAUCUCGAUUAUACCCCAAGAUCCGGUGCUUUUCUCGGCCACCAUUCGCUACAAUCUGGAUCCGUUUGAGCGGUACACGGACGCCGAGCUCUGGCACGCCCUGGAGGAUGUGGAGUUGCGCGGCGCCAUUCCCGGACUGGACUACAUGGUCACGGAAAGGGGCAGCAACUUUAGCGUUGGCCAGCGACAGCUUCUGUGCCUGGCACGGGCCAUACUACGGAAUAACAAGGUCCUGGUGCUGGACGAGGCCACGGCCAAUGUGGAUCCACAAACCGAUGGCCUGAUACAGCGCACCAUUCGCGUCAAGUUCCAGCAAUGCACCGUCCUCACGGUUGCCCAUCGGUUGCACACUGUCAUGGAUUCGGAUCGCAUUAUCGUCAUGGACGCUGGCACAGCGGUGGAGUUUGAUGUCCCGCAUCUGCUGCUCAAGAAGUCCCGGGGCCACCUCCGACAGAUGGUCGAGGCCACGGGCAGUGAGUCGGACGGUCUCAAGAAGGUGGCCAGCGAUACCUUCAAGCGUAUGCAAAGGCAACGGGAGGACCAAAGGGCCGCGGCGCAACAGUCGUCGGAAGACGAUCAGCGGCAGGAGGAGUGAGUGGGAAUGGGGCAAUGGAAACUCCGGGAUUCGCAUUUACCCCACAGCCGGUGCUGUGUAGCCCAACGGAAACCGUACCAAAAUGAUUUUCUUUUUGCAUAGAUACAUAUUUGUAUGUAAUAUUCAUGUUUCCAUGUUCUUAGUCUUUAGUUUAAGACUCGAUAACAGUUUUGAAAACCGAAAA